AACUCAAAAAGUCAGGUGCUCUGAACGCGCUCUGCCUCUCUCAUUCUCUCUUCUCUCUCGCUCUCGCUCUCUCUUUUCCUCGUUUCUCGUCCGCGCGCUCGCCGGGAUCUUGCUCGUUUCCCGGAAACCAUGGCAACGGCGGAGAACUUUAACGACAAGAACGCCAUCUUUCGCAAGUUGAAAUCGAGGUCGGAGAACAAGAUGUGCUUCGAUUGUAACGCGAAGAAUCCAACUUGGGCGUCGGUUACUUACGGGGUCUUCCUCUGCAUCGACUGCUCGGCCGUUCAUCGGAGCCUUGGUGUGCAUGUCAGCUUCGUCAGGUCGACAAAUUUAGAUUCAUGGACCCCAGAACAGCUAAAGAUGAUGAGUUUUGGAGGAAAUAAUCGUGCUCAUGUUUUCUUUAAACAGCAUGGAUGGACUGAUGGUGGUAAAAUUGAAGCAAAAUACACAUCAAGAGCUGCUGAACUAUACAGGCAACUUUUGUCAAAAGAAGUUGCAAAGAGUGGCACUGAUGACAUUGUUUUGAAUUCUCCAAAAUCUCCUAUUGCUUUCUCCCAGUCUGCAAAUGCUAUUGGUGGUUUUCCUGAUGACAAGGUUGUGGAAAUUGCAAAAGAAGCUCCAAUUGAUAAGCCUAUGUCACCUAAAACUCCUUCUCAACCUGUCAAGAAACCUCUUGGUGCAAAGAAAACAGGAACUAAGACAGGAGGACUGGGUGCUAGGAAACUUACUACGAAGACCAGUGAAAGCCUGUAUGAUCAAAAGCCUGUUGAACCUGCACCAGUGGUUAGUUCCUCAGUUAGUUCUACCACUACACUGACUUCCUCUUUACCUUCCCGUUUUGAAUAUGUGGAGAGUAUGAAUUCUGAUGACAAUACUAGUGGCCCUCAAGUCAUCAGCCACGUUUCUCCACCCAAAUCUUCAAGCUUCUUUGCAGAAUAUGGAAUGGGGAGUGGCACUGAGAAAAGAGCAUCUUCCAGUUCUAAAGUACAGAUUGAGGAGACAAAUGAAGCCAGACAGAAAUUCUCUAAUGCAAAGUCUAUUUCAUCAGCUCAGUUUUUUGGUGAUCAAAGUAAGGCUAGUGAUGUGGAGACCCAAGUCACCUUGCAGAAGUUCUCGGGUUCAGCCGCUAUUUCAAGUGCUGAUCUUUUUGGCCAAAGCAGAAAUGAUUCUCGGGUUGACUUGACAGCAAGUGACCUUAUUAACCGCAUUUCUUUUCAGGCAUCACAAGACAUUUCUUCAUUGAAGAACAUAGCAGGGGAGACUGGCAAGAAACUUACGUCUUUAGCUUCGAGCUUCCUAACGGAUAUUCAGGACAGAAUUCUUUGAGCAAAAGUGCUUGUGGCUGUUUAAAAUUAUUUGUGGUCUAGCUCAGACACAAUAAGUUCUGGUUUUUAGUAUAUAUAUAUAAUAUAUAUAUGUAUACCUUAAAAGGUUCCUUUUCUUUUUCUUGGUUCUGGGAAUAUCAAUCGAUAAAUCCCAUCUGAUAGCAUGGAUGCUGUACCUUCAAUGGUAUGCAACGAACUUAAAUGAACACACAACUGAGAGUCCUGUGUUCAAAUCUUCUUGCUCUUCCUGUUUCUGCUUUUAAUAUGACUGGAAAUUGACUCGCCUUUCUCGA
Molecule: messenger RNA, 1618 nt
Organism: Nymphaea colorata (pocket water lily)
Lineage: Eukaryota; Viridiplantae; Streptophyta; Magnoliopsida; Nymphaeales; Nymphaeaceae
Product: probable ADP-ribosylation factor GTPase-activating protein AGD8
Exons: 7
Coding region: 130-1326 (398 amino acids)
Biological process (GO): COPI coating of Golgi vesicle
Molecular function (GO): GTPase activator activity
Source: RefSeq, a predicted model, not a curated record